This is a messenger RNA of Lycium ferocissimum, 1437 nucleotides long. RefSeq names its product protein XRI1-like. The transcript has 9 exons. Bases 262 to 1197 code for a protein of 311 amino acids. The record is from RefSeq and is a predicted model, not a curated record. Gene Ontology annotation, biological process: male meiotic nuclear division; female meiotic nuclear division. NCBI's taxonomy places the organism in Eukaryota, Viridiplantae, Streptophyta, Magnoliopsida, Solanales, Solanaceae.
UAUGGAGACUUGCAAGACGCAACAGCUCCCAACAUAUACAUCUGCUAGUAAAAAAUUAAAGUAAAUUGUUACACCCACUCAAAAAAACUGUACGCGGUACGCCAAGGGGAACGGAGAAAAGCAUUAUUUUGUGGUUAUCUAAGACAGACCAGUCAGUCACUUGUUGGCACUUUUUUCCAUAUACCCAUCAUUCUCAACAUUUUUACCCUUUAUUUACCCUUUUUCUUUUUCAUCCAUUUUUAAGUUGAGAGGUUAACUGAGAUGCCUGAUCUACCCAUGGAUUUCGAUACUAACAGCAGUGAGAUAUGGGAUUGGACGUGUGGGGAAACUUUUCUUGAAGACUGCGAAAACUUUGGGCUGCAGCCUCAAACAGACGUAUCCGAAUCUCUAUGGACUGGUGUAACUGAAAAUAAGGAAGAUAUUUCCUACAUGUUUGAUGAUGAGAAAACACCAGUUAAGGACUGUGCUGACUUGACUUUCAAUGUCAAGGAUGUUACAAACAAGGAAUUGGAGCAGUGCAGAGAAUCUGGUAAAGUGGUAAAAAGACGCCGAGUGCUACAAUUUGACGCCGAGAUCCUGGAUAAUCCUGGUUCAAAUGAAGAGAUUGCAUUAACUUUCUUAAAAUCAAAGGAGAGGAAUGCAUAUUUUGAAGAAUCUAUAUGCGAGGUGUCAAAUUGGUUAUCCCAAUGUACAGAUGAUGCAACGUCAUCGGCUCAUGAAGGCUUGGAUGAGUCAUCUGAAGAAUGGCUCACUGAUUGCUUUAAUGAUCCUGAGUUGCAGAUUGGUUCCGAGGAUAUGAACACAUCUGGAGUAUCCGAUGUUCAAGCGGACACAAUGGAGGUUGUCAAUUCCCCGCCAGAAUGCGAGAUAACUAUGGUUAAAAGCAGUCCUGCUCGUACUUGUGGAAACAUUGUUAUCAAAGGUAGGAAUUCACACAUUCAAACUCCCGAACAAGGUGCGUCUUCUGUAGUGUACCCGUUUGGAUUUAUCAAACCCUGCAGCGUUCGAGGAGACAUGACUUUAAAAGAGAUUAACAAAAAGAUACACACUCCGCCACCAUCUAAAUCAAAGCAAAGGAAUCAAGAUCCACCUUGUUAUCCCACAUCAGCUUUUUCCGGAAAGCCUGUCAUUGGCAAGACGAAAAUUCACAUAGAGGGUGGAAGGGGCAGCAUUACAAUCAUGAGAACUAAAGGGUGAUUUUUUGAAAUGUUUUAUCUUUUUUUGACAAACUUUAGCAUGGCAUUGCUCCAAAUUCCCUUGAAAGAGCAAUUUCAUGGUAGUGUUUGGGUCUUUGGCACAUAAGUUGAUUUGUGGAUUAGUCUUUAUUAGGCAGAAAAUGGGGAGACUUGCUAGUGGAUCAGUCUCCCAUUAUUUUGGGAUCUCCAUGUAUAUUGGGUAAUUAGAUGAAUGACUUAUGUAUUUUGAUUAAGUAGCAAA